AUGAUGUUCCUUCUGAUGUUCUUGGUGCCUAAAGUAGUCACAGUGAAGUGCCCAGAAGGUGAACCCUUCCUUGUCCCACAUGAGUGGUACCAGCCUGGUGACCUUCUUGUUGGUGGGAUGGUGUCUCACAUUCUUUACCACGGUUAUGAAAUUCAAUUUAAGGAAUAUCCUUCCCUAAAAUCUUAUGACUUACCAGUUGUAAUAACCAAAUUCUACCAGCACGUCCUUGCCUUGGCCUUUGCUGUGAAGGAGAUCAAUGAGGACUCCCAGAUCUUACCCAACAUCACUCUUGGGUUCCACAUCUAUGACAGUUACUACAACCCAAGGAUGACCUAUCGCACCACUCUGGACCUGCUUUUCAAGUCCAAGGAAUUUGUCCCAAACUACAAAUGUGACAGCCAGAAAAAUCUCAUGGCCAUCAUUGGGGCACCUGGUUCUGAUACUUCCUCAUAUAUGGCAGAAAGUAUAAGUGUCUACAAGAUUCCACAGUUGACCUAUGGCUCUUUUGCCCAGGAAGACUUUCAGACACCGAAGUUAUCUUUACUUUACUACAUGGUCCCAAAUGAGGACCUUCAGUACAUUGGAGUUAUACGACUUCUUCUCCAUUUUGGAUGGACGUGGGUUGGAGUCUUUGUUUCUGAUACAAAUAAUGGUGAACAUUUCUUGCAGAAACUGCAGCCAUUGCUUUCCCAGAAUGGCAUCUGUUUAGCUUUCACCCAGAAAAUUCCACAAGUAGCCCACUUUGAAGACAUGUCAGAAGUGCUUGAUGCAAUCUCAAUUAUUUCUGAUAAAUUAAUAGAUCAGAAAUCAAAUGCUUUUCUCGUCUAUGGAGAAUCUUUCACAAUUGUGUGGCUCAGAACGGUCGUCUUUCUACGUGAUCCUGAAAGUAAAGAGAGUGCAUCCUUCAGAAAGGUUUGGGUCCUGAUGAGCCCAACUGAUUUUAUAAUGACAGGGUUUCAAAGAGGAUGGGAGCUCCAGUUGUUCCAUGGGGCUCUUUCCUUUACAGUUCAUUCAAGAGAAGUUCCAGGGUUCAAAGAAUUUCUUCAAGCCAUCAAACCUUCAACCCACAAAGAUGGGUUUCUUCAAGACGUUUGGGAACAAUUGUUUGACUGUUCUUUUUCAAGUGCAGAAUUACCCUCAAAGAUCAGUGAAGCUUGUAGUGGGCAAGAGAAUUUGGAGAAUCUGCCCGGGCCUCUCUUUGAGUUUCAGAUGACUGGUGAAAGCUACAGUAUUUACAAUGCUGUUUAUGCAGUGGCCCAUGCUUUGCAGGAGAUGCUCCACAAGUUCCUUCAAGGCAUUUCUUUUAACAACUCAGCUGGAGAAAGAGUCUUCUUUAAAGACAAAAGGGAAGGUCAAGGUGGUUUUGACAUCCUCAACAUCAUCACUUUUCCUAACAGAUCCUUCCAGAGAGUUAGAGUUGGCAAAUUACACCCCAAUGCUCCGAAAGGAAAAGAAAUCUCCCUUGGGGAGAACAGCAUCCUUUGGCACCCAGGUUUUAACCAGGUCCUUCCUGUUUCCCUGUGCAAUGACCACUGUUCCCCUGGAUUUUGGAAGAGAAGGGCUGAAGGGAGACCCUUCUGCUGCUAUGACUGUGUUCCAUGUCCAGAAGAAAAGAUUUCCAAUCAAAUUAAUACCGAUGACUGUUUCAGAUGUCCAGAUGAUCACUAUGCAAACCAAGAAAAAAAUGAGUGUCUGCCCAAAUCUUUGGUCUUUCUGUUUUAUGAGGAACCUCUAGCAAUUGGUUUAGUCACAAGUGCUAUUUCUCUCUUCCUCAUGACAACCUGGGUCCUUGGGACUUUCGUUAAGCACAGGGAUACUCCCAUUGUUAAAGCCAACAACCGGGCCCUCACCUACACCCUCCUUGUCUCUCUCCUCCUCUGUUUUCUCUCCUCUUUCUUCUUCCUCAGCCCACCUGGCAAGGUGACCUGCCUUCUCCGACAAUCCACUUUUGGCAUCAGCUUCUCAGUGGCCAUUUCGAGUGUCUUGGCUAAAACGAUCACGGUGGCUCUUGCUUUCAUGGCCACCAAACCAGGAUCUCAGAUCAGGAAAUGGGUUGGGAAAGGAUUGGCCUUUUCUAUUGUCCUGUCCUGUUCUCUCUUCCAGGUAUGUAUUUGUGUUCUUUGGUUGUCAACAUCUCCCCCAUUCCCUGAGUUGGACAUGCACUCAGAAUCCAAAGAAAUCAUUUUACAUUGCAAUGAGGGCUCAGCCUCCUUCUUCUACUGCAUCUUGGGCUACAUGGGUCUCUUGGCCAUGGCCAGCUUCACUGUGGCUUUUCUUGCCCGUAAAUUACCUGACAGCUUCAAUGAAGCCAAAUUCAUCACCUUCAGCAUGCUGGCCUUCUGCAGUGUGUGGGUCUCCUUUUUUCCAGCCUAUCUGAGCACAAAAGGAAAAGCCAUGGUAGCUGUUGAGGUCUUCUCCAUCUUGUCUUCUGGUGCUGGGUUACUGUGCUGUAUUUUUCCCCCCAAAUGCUACAUCAUUGUUUUCAGGCCUGAUGAGAACAGUCCCAAC
Messenger RNA from Candoia aspera, 2508 nucleotides. Its product is annotated as vomeronasal type-2 receptor 26-like. The transcript is spliced from 7 exons. The annotation marks the transcript as partial. Gene Ontology annotation, biological process: G protein-coupled receptor signaling pathway. NCBI's taxonomy places the organism in Eukaryota, Metazoa, Chordata, Lepidosauria, Squamata, Candoiidae. The record is from RefSeq and is a predicted model, not a curated record. Gene Ontology annotation, molecular function: G protein-coupled receptor activity. Gene Ontology annotation, cellular component: plasma membrane.